Messenger RNA from Cercospora beticola, 648 nucleotides. RefSeq names its product U4/U6-U5 snRNP complex subunit SNU23 (gene SNU23). Gene Ontology annotation, cellular component: spliceosomal complex; U4/U6 x U5 tri-snRNP complex. The record is from RefSeq and is a predicted model, not a curated record. Gene Ontology annotation, biological process: mRNA splicing, via spliceosome. NCBI's taxonomy places the organism in Eukaryota, Fungi, Ascomycota, Dothideomycetes, Mycosphaerellales, Mycosphaerellaceae. Gene Ontology annotation, molecular function: zinc ion binding; nucleic acid binding.
AUGGGCGACCGCAAGGGCGCGUACGGCGGCGCGUCGAAUGGCCCGAGCGACACCUCCUUCCGCCGCACCUGGGACCGCAGUGAGUAUGAAGCCAAAGCGCGCGACCGCGACGCCAAGGUCAAGGAGGAGGGCAAGGCGCGGUAUGAAGCUGCGCUAGAAGGCAAGAAAUACCACCGUCGCGCCUCGACGCCCACCGACACGAAAGAGACCGAGGCGCGUCAGCAGCGCUUGAACGUCGCUGAGCAGGUUGGUAAGACUACUCUCGUCGCUGCAGGCGCAGGACAGGGCAAGCGUGGCAAAGGAGCCGGAUUCUACUGCGAUGCUUGCGACUUGACAUUCAAGGACAAUCUGCAGUGGGUGGAGCAUUUGAACAGUAAGCAGCAUUUGAUCGCAACUGGAGAGACCGGAGAGGUCAAGAGGGCCACGUUGGAAGACGUGGAGGAAAGAUUUGAGUACCUGAAGAGGAAGAUGGAAGAGGAGAAAGUGCACGAUCAAACCGAUUUGCAGACGAGGAUCAAGACCACGGCCGAGCAAUUGGAGAAAGAGCGAGAAGAGAAGAGGCGCAAGAGGAAUGAGAAGCGGCGCAAGACGAAGGACGGCAAAGGUCACGAAGAGAUACGGGUGGAGAACGAUGGGAUCAUCUGUUGA